CGUAACAUCUCAGCCACCUCCCCUCAUGUCUGAAGACGUUUGCAGACACACACACACACCUUCCACUGCAGCUACAUUUGUUUGUUGUGAAACUUCUGAAAAUAAUGUAUUUGUGUCCUGGCAGGUCUAGAUUGUCUCAGUCUUAGUUUAGUCCUCCUUAAAAACCUCCUGCCUGUGUCAGUGUCAUCAGGACUUGGUAAGAAGAAUAUUUCUAUCAGAGGAAGGUAAAAGAAGAAAAUAAAUACCUGGUGAUUAGGAGUUAAAUGAUCAUGACUAUGAAGAAGCAGCUGUGGUCUCUGGCCCGUACGUUCCUGCCUCUGGUGGGCUUUGCGUUGACCUGUUUGGGAUCUUACCUGGUGUCCCAGCAGCCUGAGGGCAGCCUCCUCUGGAGGUUCAUUCCUGCUUACAUCCUAAUGGGGCUCGGAGCUCUGGCUGUGCUGGGAGGGGCCUUCUGGACCGUCUGCCACAGCAUGAAGAGCAAGAUAUACAGGAGAAGAGGAGGAGGAGAACGAAACAUCGAGGUCUACGCCAUCGAAAGGCCGAGCUUCUUCCCUCCAUCAUACGAGGAGUCCCAGUACAGCCAGGUGACCCGUGAUACACCCUCUGAGGUUGUGGUGGAGGUUGACGGGGGGGAUGUGGUGAUCCUCGCUCCUCCUCUGUACAGCACAGACAGCUCGGAGGCUCCAGACUGUACGUGGAGCUGGGAGCGACCUCCUCAGUACAGUCAGGUAGAACGUGCUCUGCAGGGAGAGGAGGAGCAAAGAGUGGCGUCGUCUGUACCCUGAAGGACAGACUGAAGGAAAAUGAAGGAUCAGAGAUUUAUUUUUUGACUGAGAAAAGAAAAGGGGCUUAGAAAUAUGAGAUGACUCCACACAUGGACAGAUGACUCUUGUAAUAAAUGAUGGUCUACAGAGUGUGGGCCAACCUCUCAACUCUUAUGUCUGUGCUGCCCAUGUGAGCAUGUUACAAGCUGUCUGGUUUAACUUUGGUUUGAAGUCAUUUUAGCUCAAGUGACUUCCUCUCAGGUGUCCCAGAGCACAGUUGCAGCUGCUGCAUGUUUGACUUGAAGCGCUGCUUGUUGGUUUAAGAACAGUAUAAAUCCACUUGGGUAGUAUCAUUGCAUUGGCAUGAGUGAAGCUACACCUGUGUUCAGGGUGAUUUGUGUGUAUAUGCAGCUGUUUUGUUACAUCAUGAUGUAGUGUUUGUGAUCAGUGUGUGGAAAAAAACUAUUCAAUGUAUGCUAAAGAAACAUUGAUCAACAGAUUAUUCUUCAAAGAUAAAUUGGCUGUAGAUUAAUGUUCUUAUCAGGCAAAAUCAUUUGUAAACAAACACAUUUUAAAUUUGAUUUAACAGAAAUGUAAUUGAUUUUUGUAACAAUAAAUGAAAUGCAUUUACAUUAGAAAAAUGAAAAAGUAUGCAAGAAAAUGUUCCCCGUCAGACAUGAACUUAGUAUAUCAUAACUGUAUAAACAGUAAAGCAUUAAAGUCA
Molecule: messenger RNA, 1488 nt
Organism: Labrus bergylta (ballan wrasse)
Lineage: Eukaryota; Metazoa; Chordata; Actinopteri; Labriformes; Labridae
Product: transmembrane protein 252
Source: RefSeq, a predicted model, not a curated record